Messenger RNA from Strongyloides ratti, 606 nucleotides. RefSeq lists its product as hypothetical. The record is from RefSeq and is a predicted model, not a curated record. Bases 1 to 606 code for a protein of 201 amino acids. NCBI's taxonomy places the organism in Eukaryota, Metazoa, Nematoda, Chromadorea, Rhabditida, Strongyloididae. The transcript has 3 exons.
AUGAAUAAUUUUCUUAAACUACUAAAUAUUUAUAUAUUUAUUUUUUUAAUUAUUCCCUCAAUAUUAUGUGAUAUUAGUCCCUGUCUUAAGGAGUGUAUAAAACCAAUAGAAAAGAUUAAGAAAGAUUUUUCAUAUUUAAUGAAAAAUUAUGAAAAAAAUUGUAAUAUAUUGGAGGAACAAGCCAAACGAUCAAAAAAAUGUGAUUUAAGUGAUCAAAAAACUUUUUAUACAGCUACAAGCUUUUAUCGCCUUUAUUGUGUUGAUUUUGAAGAAGAAAUUGAAGAAAAUAUGGAAUGUUUAAAAACUGCUGCUCCCAAAGCUGACUUGAUAUGUAAAGAAAAAUGUAGUGAUAUUGUUAAACUUCCAAAAAAUAAAAAAGUUGAUAAGGAAAAAGUAUUGUGUAAACAAAUAGAGUGUUCUAAUAUUUGUUAUUUUAAAGAACUUUCAACCUCCUGUCCUGAUGUCAAAGAUACAUUAUUGAAGAUAAACCUUCGCCAAGCAGAAGAAAUGUAUUCAUCAACAAAAAAAGAUGUUCUACUAAAUUUACCAGUUGAAUGUCAAAAUUUACAUGAUAGUCGUUAUAUCAAAAACAAACUUUUAUCAUAG